Messenger RNA from Torulaspora globosa, 246 nucleotides. Its product is annotated as DUF3215 domain-containing protein. The transcript has a single exon. The record is from RefSeq and is a predicted model, not a curated record. Lineage: Eukaryota; Fungi; Ascomycota; Saccharomycetes; Saccharomycetales; Saccharomycetaceae. Bases 1 to 246 code for a protein of 81 amino acids.
AUGUCGAAGCCAUUGACCCUGGAGGAGGCCAUCCCAAAGGCCAUUGGUACCCUGUCGUUUGACGAGGACAACCAGCUGAUCGAGUCGACCGGCAUUGGCAAGGACAGAGUCAGCGAUAUUAUCGAGAUUGCCCAGAUGGAACUGGACAAGGACGGCUACGGUGUUGUUUCUGACAAGGACGUCUUAGUCAAUGUAUUCAAGCAGGCUGGGAAGACUGUGGUUGUGUAUACCCCGAACGAGGAGUAG